Messenger RNA from Macadamia integrifolia, 972 nucleotides. RefSeq names its product protein DOG1-like 4. Gene Ontology annotation, biological process: DNA-templated transcription. The coding region runs from base 22 to 723 and encodes 233 amino acids. The record is from RefSeq and is a predicted model, not a curated record. The transcript has 2 exons. NCBI's taxonomy places the organism in Eukaryota, Viridiplantae, Streptophyta, Magnoliopsida, Proteales, Proteaceae. Gene Ontology annotation, molecular function: sequence-specific DNA binding.
CUGAUUCUCAAUAGAAGUACAAUGACGAGCCAUGCUCAAGAUAGGUUCUCAGAGUUCUACGCGAAAUGGCUGAACCAAUAUGAAGCCAAUCUCAAAGAACUCCUCUCUGUAUCAAGAGACCCUUCCCAUGGCCAUCUCCACCAAGCCCUUAUCUCCAAAGUAAUGACUCACUACAAAGAAUACUACACUGUCAAAUGGGCUACAGCCAAAGACGAUGUUCUGGGUUUCUUCUGUCCUACCUGGUUCACCCCUCUCGAGAAUGCUUACCAUUGGAUGACCGGUUGGAAACCCUCCAUGGUUUUCCGUCUCAUAGCCUCAUUACACAAAUCCCAGGACCCAGUUUCAAAAAUCGAGGAGCUUCGGUUUCGGAUCAGAAUAGAGGAAGACAGGGUGGAUAGAGAGAUGGAGAGGCAGCAAGUGAGCAUUGCUGAUAAGCCAAUGGUGGACUUGUCUAGGCUUGCUACUCAGGUUAAGAAUGGAGAGGUGGUGGGAGAGUUGGAGAAGUAUGUGGAUAUGGCUUUGAGCUCUUUGUUGGUUGGGUUAGAACAGGUUAUGAAGAUGGCUGACUGUGUUCGCUUGAAGGCCUUGAAGGGUGUAGUGGAAAUACUCAAUCCUUUGCAAUCUGUGGAUUUCAUGGCCGCUAUUGCAAUGUUGCAGAUUCAGCUGAGGAAGGCUGGGAAGAGAGCGGAUCAUGGGAAGAUCAUAAAGCACCAGAAGGGUUAAGAAGUAUCCAUUUAUGUUUUAAUGCAUGGAGUUCAUCAUCAUCAUCAUCAUCAUCAUGUCACAUGUUGUUGUAACAGUUGUUUAGAUCAUUUAGACGGUUUGAUUAUAGAGAGAGUCCUUCUGCAUGCAUGGUCAGAGUUUGGUGGAGUCUAGGAGAGUAGGAAAUUAGAAUUAGUAGAGUCCAGUGUCCAUGUCCAACCUCUGUAUUACGUCUCAUAUUUAAUAAUGGAGAGUUUGUUAAGAAUUAAA